Molecule: messenger RNA, 1476 nt
Organism: Alligator mississippiensis (American alligator)
Lineage: Eukaryota; Metazoa; Chordata; Crocodylia; Alligatoridae
Gene: SIGLEC15
Product: sialic acid binding Ig like lectin 15
Exons: 8
Coding region: 37-999 (320 amino acids)
Biological process (GO): regulation of bone resorption; regulation of osteoclast development; regulation of actin cytoskeleton organization
Cellular component (GO): plasma membrane
Source: RefSeq, a predicted model, not a curated record
AGGACCAGCCAGCCCACUCCCUGCUGGCACAGAGCCAUGGUCCCGCAUGGCCUCUGGCUCCUGGCCUUACUGGCAGGAGCCAUGCCAGCCGGCAGAGCGCAGGAGCCCAAGUGGAGCAUGCAGAUGCCCACAGUGAUGACGGGACUGAAGGGUAGUGACGUGGUGCUGCCCUGCAAUUUCACACACCCAAACAUAAACUACACGGGCAUCAUCCGUGUCCUCUGGGAGUCCCACUUCCAGUGCUGGGUGGCCAACAACAGCAACACAAAAGGCAACUGCAGCAAGGAGCCGGGGCCCAACAGCCGCUACAGCCUGGCUGGGGACCCGCGCCAGCAUGACCUCUCCCUGCGGGUGGCCAGGCUGAACUUUGAGGACAAAGGGCUCUACUCUUGCCGUGUGGAGCUGGUGAACAUAUCCGGGCAGUCCUGGACGCACCUCCCCUGCCUCAAACUCACUGUGGAAGCAUCGCCCAACAUCCUCAACCUCUCACUGCUGGAGGGGUCAGGGCCAGCACGGGCCUUCUGCAUGGCCGAGGGCAACCCCCUGCCCAACAUCACCUGGUGGGGCCCUGGCAACACCUCAGAGAGCCCAACCCUGCGGGAGACCCAGGUUAAUUUCCAGAGCGCGGCGGAGAUCACGCUGUGGCGCAAUGGGACCUACACCUGCCGGGCGAAGAACACGCGGGGCUGUGCCGAGCUCUCCCUGACUGUGGGGCCCUCGAAGAAUACCCGCUUCCUACUCCUGGCUGCCCUGCUUCCUGCUGCCCUGCUGCUCCUGGCACUUCUGGUCCUGGCUCUCGUCCUCUGCCAGAGGCGGAAAGGGCGAUGCCAGGGCUCACAGAGGGACUGUGUAACUCACGCCAGCCCGGCCAGCAACACGCCUCAAGCAGCAGACACCUGCAUCUACGCGGAGCUGAGCACUAGGACACCUCCCAAGUCCCAAGUCUGGCUCCCUCCAACCCCCGAGGAAGAGGUCACCUACGCAGAUCUGGCUCUUUAGGGACUGUAGCCAGCUGCGGGGAGGCGCCAGGCGGUGCUCCCUGCCGUCCCCAGCGAGAGCAGAGAUCUGCCUGGGCGCACAGCGGGGCUGGGAGUGCCAACCGGACCCCGCCAGCCCAUCGCUGCCUGCAGCUCCUCCUGGCUCAGCACCCAGCCUGGCCCAGGGCACUGGGACCCCAGCUGGACUGCAGGCGCCCUGCACACCCCACCCCUGCCCAACAGCACCGACAAGACAAGCCCCUCGUGUCCUGACCCAUGUCUUGGGGAGCUCCCAGGGCUGUGGGAGGUGGCAUGUGCUGCAUCGUCUCCAAGGGGCACCAGGUGAAGCCAAGCCCCGGCCCUUCCUCCCGGCGAGCACAGGGGCCAUCCCAGCACCGUCUCUGGUGCUGGUCACUCUAGGGCUUUCCUGCAACCUCCAGCAAGUACUCUCUGCCAGCUCUGGAUGGGCACUUGUCUGCAUUAAAUAGCUGGAAGUGCA